UCUCCGUUUGACAGGAACAUGAUCGGCUGUGAAGGACUGAACGGGUGAGAGCCUGAGAGGAGGCCGCUCCAAUGGCGUGGAUCGAGCCCCCAUCGCGUCCGGACGCAGAGCGAGAAGGACAACUGACACCUUACAAUCUCAGGACUCAAAUAUCCGCUCCAGCACUUUCAUCAACCAUUCCUCAGGUCCAGCCUUCGAUUUUAGCACCCGUCCUCAUCCUGCUGCUCACUGCCUUUGCAGACCUCUGUAUAGCCGGCCCACCCCAGCCGGCCCGGCUCCCUCUCCUGUCUGGCCAGCCUUUCAUCAUCUUUUGGGGCAUCCCCAACUCUGCCUGCUCUGGUAAGACAGAUCCCAGAUAUUUUGGGAUGGAGCAGGAGGGCCGGGUGGCUCUCUUUUAUGAGGACAUGCUGGGAAACUACCCAUAUUUUGUAGACAAAGACACUCCGGUUAAUGGCGGGCUACCGCAGCACACGCGACUUGAUAACCACCUCCAGAAGACACAGCAGGACUUGGAAGCAGCUUUACCUGCACCGAGGUAUCUUGGGUUGGGGGUGCUACGCUGGGCAGAGUGGUCCCCCCAGUGGUUCAGGAACAGAGAGAAGCAAAUAAUGUAUCUGGAAGCAUCGAGGAACCUGCUGAAGAAUUUCUUCCCUGGCUGGACUCCGGAGGAGGUGGAGAAGUGGUCUCAGGUGGACUUCGAGGCAGCCGCCCAGGCAGUAAUGAUGGAGACGCUACGGGAGGCCAAAAGAUUACGGCCCAAAGCAUUAUGGGGUGUCUCCCCUUACCCCAGCUGCUACAACGGCGACCCUGCCCAAACCAUGCUAGCCAAUUACACCGGCCAGUGCCCUGCUGCUGAGAUGGCCCUUAACGACGAGCUUCUGUGGCUCUGGAAACGAAGCUCCGCCCUCUACCCGCUCCUCACUCUGGAGAAGCUGCAGGGCGGGACCUCAGGAGCCAGACUUUAUUCAUCCAGUCAAGUAAGAGAAGCCCUGCGAGUAUCAUCUCUCACUGGGACGGCAUUUGAUCUUCCUGUAUUUCCACUGGUCAAGAGCGUCUACACCUCAACCAACACCUUCCUCUCACAGACAGACCUGGUCAACACCAUAGGAGAAAGUGCUGCAUUGGGGACAGCUGGAGUUGUCAUCUGGGAGAGAAAUGAGACUAAAACAGAGAGAGAGUGCCAGGACCUGGCACAGUUCGUCCGCCAGGUCCUGGGACCGUAUUCCAUCAACGUGACCGCGGCCACUCGACUCUGCUCAGCCUCUCUGUGCCAGGGAAAGGGCCGAUGUGUGCGUCAAAAGCCAGAAAGCUCCGCCUAUAUCCACCUCCAGCCCCCACCUGAAGUAGUUGAGAAGGUGACGGAAAAGGCAGAGGCAGCAAAAGCCACAGAUCAGCCGGACACAGACACUAAACCAGCUGAACCAGACCCAGCGGAGGUAUGGAAGAAAGAUUUCCAGUGCCAGUGGUACAAGAUAGCAAACGGAGAUGUCUCCGAUCCACAGCCCCCCAAAGAUGGAACGUCUUUUGGGGGAACAGUGGAAGUAAACACAGUAGAAGUAAACACUGUAGAAGUUGUGGGAACUACAACUGCAUCAACAACAGCAUCUACAAGAACUUCUACAAUGAAAAGUGCCCCUGUGACGGAGUUAAGAGGGAGCAGUUCAGUGGAUACUGUGAGUCCAUUGCCUUCACUGGAGGUACCUACAGACGCUGGUACGAAUCCCCCGAGUGCCCCACACCUGACUGUUCUGCUGCUGCUGGUAAUUGGACGUCUGUGCCUGGAACCCUAAAAUGUGAAAUAAAACCUGCCUUCACCAGGAAGGUCUGGGCUAUAUCAGCCCUUCUUAAGUGCCCUUGAGCAAGACACUGAAUCCCUGCUUUGCUGCAGAUGAGCUGCUUGUAGCUGAACAUGAACUUAGGAGAUCAAAGUAAAAAACAUUAUGUCCAGUCCUUAUCACUGGAUGUGCCAAGAGACAGUGGUAUAAAUACCGGCUGCAUUUUAAACCUUUUUUUUUUUCCUGAAAGGAGAAUCAACGUUCCAGAUCAUUAUUAUUUUUAUUAUGAUUAUAAUUGUCAUGUCAAAACAACAGCCUCCCAACAAAAAAUACAUGAAAACAGUCUGUAAAACUGUAACUUUACUUUUUAGUGCCCUUAUGUGGAAACGAGUUAUUCAUCAUAAGGCCAUCAUUUACAAAUCCACAUUUCACAAGGACCAUUUCUCU
This is a messenger RNA of Platichthys flesus (European flounder), 2222 nucleotides long. Its product is annotated as Glyco_hydro_56 domain-containing protein. Gene Ontology annotation, molecular function: hyalurononglucosaminidase activity. Lineage: Eukaryota; Metazoa; Chordata; Actinopteri; Pleuronectiformes; Pleuronectidae. The coding region runs from base 72 to 1790 and encodes 572 amino acids. The record is from RefSeq and is a predicted model, not a curated record. The transcript has 6 exons. Gene Ontology annotation, biological process: carbohydrate metabolic process; hyaluronan catabolic process.